Molecule: messenger RNA, 1661 nt
Organism: Saccoglossus kowalevskii
Lineage: Eukaryota; Metazoa; Hemichordata; Enteropneusta; Harrimaniidae
Source: RefSeq, a predicted model, not a curated record
AUGACAAAGAUGCAAGACUUCGGUGAAGUAGGACUAUUUUUGUUAGCAUUCUUUCUACUUAGUAACUACAGUGCGGUUGCUACGGAAACCAAUUUUGAUGUCACCAAACAUCUAGUACAUAGCUAUGAUACUAAAGAUGGUUGUCAGGCGGCCGUCUUUGAUGACCUCUUUACUGAUGAACUCCUAGAACAGCUUCGUAUUGCAGCAUUUCAUUUUAGCAUAUGGAAUUAUCAUGAUAAACUUGGGGAUGUUGAUAAAUCAAAUUUAUUAUGGAGGUCCGAAAUGCAACUGGAAUUUUUUUCCAAAACAUAUUUGUGGGAGGCCAUGAGCAGAGCGGUAUCUGGUGUCACACACAAAACACUCUAUCCAUUUUCUGUAAUGGGCACUAUCACAAGAAGGUUUGAACCAUUAGUUUUGGAAGAGACAACAAGUGACGAUUUUAUGCUGAUGCUGUUUUUGAGUGAUAUUAACUGGAAAAAGAAUGACUAUGGUAACCUGUCCCUCUACUCCAGACACCGCAAUGGAUCUGUAUCCAGUAUUCUAUGGACGGCUCAUCCCCAGUCUGGUCGUGUCACCUUCUGGAAUGGCACUAUUCCACAUAUGUAUCACCCUCCCUCCAUUGCACAGGUUUUCAGUGGUCUUAUUCUGUUGGUUCAGGCUACAGAUUCAAAAGAAAAAUAUGAAUAUGAAUUGGAGAAAUCCAAAAAGAGACUUUUGGAAACUGAAAAUAUAUUCUUCAAAUCUGAGGUAUUUCCCACAUUACCAGGCAUAAUACCAAAAUAUGAUUUAGAUAAACAUCUUACAAGAAAAUUCUAUGAUGGAGAGGGAAGACCUGUUGCAGUUUAUGAUGAUUUAUUCACAAAAGAACAAUUGGAUAUAUUGUACCAAUUUCUCACGACUGUUAAGGGAAAAUUGCGUUUUGCUGAUACCGAUGUCACUUUACCGGAGGACGGUGACAACGUGAACUGGAUAAAAAUGUUCACAGUUGAUUCAUUUCUUCCUAGUAACGUUUGGGACGUUGUGUCUCAAGUUGCUCAACACAUUAGUAACAACAGAACUGAGUGGUAUCCAUAUGACGUGUCGCUGAAUGUUAUCAGAAAUGCAGAUCACACACAUAUCCAUACCGACUGCGAAAAGUUUGAGGAUGAAUUCACUUUCCUGCUCUAUAUGAAUCCGGAUUGGGACGUCAACAAAUAUGGGGAGACAGUUUACUUCAAUGAAAUUAAUGAUCCAAUUACUCAUUUGGUUGGUGAAAGCACUGGUAAUGAACAAUACGAACCAAUCGGCGCUGUAACACCUAAAUAUGGACGGGUUGCCAUAUUUCGUGGCAUAAUUCCACAUUCUGCCAGACCACCGAGUGCUGACGUACACAAUGCUAGAUAUACAUUUGCUGUAAAAGUCAGCAAAGAUAAAAGAACAGCCAUGGGCAAGUCACUGAGAGAGAUAAUGGAAGAAUUUGAUGAAGGUUUGACCAUUAAAGAAUCAGCAAUUCUGUCUAUGUUGUAUCACACUGAUAUUGAUGCCAGCAUUUCAGAUAAGCUACUGUACGAAACAUUGAAGGAUAUGCAAAAUAAACGAGUUGAAUUAAUGAAGACGAAUUUGCAUGACGCAAAGAAUUUCUUGUUACACAAUUCUCAUGUGUAGUAAAUUCACUGUAAAGG